Messenger RNA from Chelmon rostratus (copperband butterflyfish), 4546 nucleotides. RefSeq names its product lysyl oxidase-like 1 (gene loxl1). The transcript is spliced from 7 exons. Lineage: Eukaryota; Metazoa; Chordata; Actinopteri; Chaetodontiformes; Chaetodontidae. Gene Ontology annotation, molecular function: copper ion binding; protein-lysine 6-oxidase activity. Bases 364 to 2106 code for a protein of 580 amino acids. Gene Ontology annotation, biological process: peptidyl-lysine oxidation. The record is from RefSeq and is a predicted model, not a curated record.
AGGCGCUUCUUUCCAGAAGGCAGAGAGCAAUGCUCAGUCUACUGACAGACGAGCCAGCAGACCGACAAGGAGCCAGGACAUAUUCUCACAGCACUAACAGACGGUAACAGCACCAGUGGGUCUCCUGAAGCCCACUUUCGCUCUCCUGGGUGUGAUUGCUCCUGAAGGCACAUUCAGCCUCCUCUACUGCUUACAGUGAAGACCUGCAGAUGCACUCAACCACAGGCUUGCCUUUCAACCCUGCAUCUGUCUCGACACUCACACCAAAGCUGUACCAGCAGGAGGAGGAUACACAUGUUUUAUUGACAGAGCUACAGGUGGUUUGAGUUUGAACUACGAGUGGACUGGAGUGUUUUUUUCCUGAUGGUGAGCUGUGUCGUCUUUGGAGAAAGUAUGUUGCCUACUGUUGUGGCAUGUUUGGUAUUCAUCCUGCUGGGCUCGGGGCAGGCUCAGGUUGCCACACACACUCAGGGGCAGAGCCAGGGUGUGGGCCACGGGCAGGACAGCGCUCCUUGGAGACAGGUGAUUCAGUGGGAGAACAAUGGCCGGGUGUUUAGCCUGUUGAACAGUGGAGCUGAAUAUGUUCCUGCUGGGGCGGUUGCCCAGGACAGAGGUCCCAGAGUGGUUGUGGCGGAUGCUCGUCUACGGUCCUCACGUAGACCUCAGGGAGGCAAUGUCCGUCGACAGGCUCCAUCAAGAGGAUCCUCUGAGACUGUCCGUGGGCAGGCAAGGCAUCCUUUUGGCUUUGGCCAAGUGCCUGAUAACUGGAGACAAACUUCAGGCAGCACUGGCGGUAGUCAGUUCCAAGGAUCCUCUAGCACUCGCUUCAGGCCAUCCACAGGCUCUUCCUCGUCCUCAUCAUCCUCAUCUUCCUUUUCUUCAUCUUCUUAUAAUGUACCCUCGUACCCACAGUACCCAUUUCCCCAACAGACUCCCUUCCAACCUUACGAUUCUAGUUUUGUGGAGGGACCAGUCAGGAGCUACGAGCCACCUUUUCAGCAGCCCGUUGUCGGUGGAGGAUAUGGCGUUGGAGGGCAAGGUGCUGGACGGGGGUAUGUUGGAGGAGGGUAUGCAGGUGGCCUGGCUCCAGUGCUCCCAGGCUCUCCCUCAGAUUUUACUGACGAUGGCUACCGUUACUACCAGUCUUAUGGCUACGGGCCCAAUCCUGUGGUGCCUGCACGUGCUGCCCAACCACCGUUUGCAGAUGGUCUGGAUCACAGAUACACCCACAGUCUCUACAACGAGGACUCAGCUCCUGCCGUCCCUGCCCCUGAUGCCAACCAGGCCGCUCCCGCAAUAGUAGACAUAACAGGACCAGCUGGUCAACAACCAGUCAGGAGCCCUCAAUAUGAGCAGUUUCCUCCAUUUGGAAGACCUCAGCCUCCAUUCCUGCAGCCCAUUCCUCCUGGCAGAAAUUCUCCAAACUCUGCCCUUGAGAACCCCAGUCUGAAUGUCGGGAGUGUGUACCGGCCAGAACAGAGAGGUUUGCCUGACCUGGUUCCUGAUCCCAACUAUGUCCAGGCCUCCACAUAUAUCCAGAGGGCCCACAUGUAUUCUCUCCGCUGCGCUGCUGAAGAAAAAUGUCUGUCAAGCACCGCCUAUGGCCCUGAGACCACCGACUAUGAUGUAAGGGUCCUGCUGCGAUUCCCACAGAGGGUGAAGAACAAGGGGACUGCUGACUUCAUGCCUAACAGGCCACGUCAUACCUGGGAGUGGCAUAGCUGUCAUCAGCACUACCACAGCAUGGAUGAGUUCAGCCAUUAUGAUUUGCUGGAGGUCAGCACCGGCCGUAAGGUGGCAGAGGGACACAAGGCUAGCUUCUGUCUGGAGGACACCACCUGUGAUUUUGGUCACCUGAAACGCUACGCCUGCACAGCUCACACUCAGGGCCUGAGCCCGGGCUGUUAUGACACAUACAAUGCUGACAUUGACUGCCAGUGGAUCGAUAUCACGGACAUCCAGCCUGGAAACUACAUACUUAAGCUCCAGGUUAAUCCCAAAUUCUUGGUGCUGGAGUCCGACUUUACCAACAACGUGGUCAGGUGUAAUAUACACUACACAGGACGGUUUGUUAGAACAACCAACUGCAAGAUAGCACAGUCUUGAUCAGGCACUGGAAGGCUGCCACGCUAGAGUGACCCUGAUUGCUAUUCCAUUGAAAUGUGAAUGGAAUCCAUUUGUUGUUGGUUCAUUGUUGAUGUUGUUUGUCUGUUAUACUUUUCGCUGUCCUGGUAUGCUGGGCCCAUGGCAAACAAGGGUUCCACUGGCACUGAAAAGGAUGCAGGGGUUUAAAGUAGACACGCACACACACACACAAACACACAGUUGCAUAAUGCAUAUUGCACAGUGAUAUCCCAGUAAUGAAUCAGUUCACAUCCCUGCAAUCUGUGUUGUAAUAUUGUCCUACCAACUGCAUUUCUCAUAUUCCAGCUCUACCAGUCCGGUUUGGUUAAUGUUAUGACAGAUCAAUGACUCUCAACAGCUGGUUUACUGUAUCUACACACAAAAAAAAAGUCUAUGCUCACCCACGGCAGAGUGGCGCUGUUUGAAUUAUAAAUAAAGCGUGAAACGGCGCCGGUGCUGAACUGAGUGGUUCCAGACAAGUCAGGGUUCAGCUGCAAUCCAACAAAUAAAAUUAGGGGACAAAGUCUUCCCAGGUGCAUUCAUCCAUGCAGUGUGGGGACAGACAGAGAUGCCCAGUGACUCAGAAGAACUAUAAUGCCUUCACUGCCUCAGUGGAUCAGGCUGGGAUACUGUGGUUCUCUGGGCACGUCCUGUUUAAUGUUGUGUUAACAGCAAAAGGAAGACAGCAGGUCAUAUCUGCAUUUGCCAACUCCGUCAAAUUCUAAGUGAAGAUAAAGACAGACUGUCAGCACUGGGAGCUGUACUCCUCUAACUCCUUGCAUAUUCAUGUCGUGUCCUCAUUCGUCCUUUCUUAUUUCAGUAAAACAGGAACAGGAAGCUCAACUGGCAGAAAAGGGUGCUUUCCAGAAAACAAGACUGGCAGUAUGUAAGAUGUAUGUUUACGCUGUCUUGGGGUCUCUUCUUCAACUACCAACACUGGUCAGAUGGCACAUAGGUCAUCUAUGUCACCUUUUGAAGAAUGUACAUACAAAUAUUCCACUGAUGCAUGACUUUAACGAUGGAGAUUAUGUUGUUGUAACUGAUUGUACUUUGUUUAUUCAGUUUGACCUGUUACUGUAAUUUGUGAAAUUCAGUGCUACAGACUCAGUGUUAUAAUGCAGAGCGUCAGAGAGCCGUCUCUACCUACCUCUCCAACUGAGUGAGCUGUUGUUUCCUGUUAAGUGUUUGUUUCCAUUGGAAAGUCCUGCAAUGUUUCACUGCGGCCUCCAACCACUCUGUUGCAGCACAUUGCUAAAACCCUCAAAUCUAUUGACUGUAUCGAAGAACACGCAAUGUGGGAUGCAAAGAAUGACUUAGUAAUAUUUCAAAAGACUUACAGUUAUAAUCCUUGAGAUUUCACUCUUGGCUGGUUUAAUACUAUAUCAUAACAAGGCUCGAGCAGCUACUUUGUCAGCAGCAUUACAGUCGAGGAGCAACUGGCGUAUCUGUUUUUACAGUACAACCAAACAAACUCACAUUUAAAUGAAGAAUUAAUCAGAAUGAAAAUAUAUUCAUGCUGAACACAGGGCCAGUAGUUUUCCACACAAACGGCAGGGCACGGUAACAGGAGUUGGUUACACUGCUGAGAAGCUGAAGCUGUGCAGCCUGUCUUGGCCCUCUUGUUUCAUUAAUCCUUGCAGUGUUUUAAAACUGAUCUGCCGUUGUCUUGUUUUGUAUCUUGGUGACGCAAAUAUUGCAUUUGCUUUCCAACAGAAGUACAGUAAUACAGUAUAAAGAGAGUGAACAGUGAAGGUUGAUAUCAAUGAGAUAAAAUUGCGAGCAGUAACGCUGAAUUACAUGCAUGCAGCCUUCCCCCUUUAAAGGCAGUUUUAAUCCAUAGCAGGACUGGCGGACCCCGCCUCCGACAUGUAGAACUAUGACAGAGAAAGUUGAUGACUGAAUGUAAAUACAUUGAAUGGCGAUUGCAGAAAAAGGGCUGCCCAUAAAGUCUAUCAAACAUUGAGUUUGAUUACAUGAAAAUCUUAAGGAUUAUAACUUUUUCUAUGAAUGUGAUAACUGUUGAACCUAGUUAAUCGCAACUUUUUUUGCUGUAACAAUCCCAUUUCUAUGUAUUGAUCAAACAAUGACAAUGCACCAAGAUUGUUACUGUUGAAUUUGGCUCAAUUUUUAGUUUACUUUUCUUUUUAACAGUUGCUUUAAAUGCAGAUUAUACCUAGCCUCUGGAAUCCAAUUUACUGCCCAUAGCACACAUGCCUUUCAUAUUUUACUGUGCAUAGUCAGUUCUUUGAUGUGAUCUGCAUUUUACUUCGGUAGCUCAUGAUCAUACUGUAUGCUCACUGAAAGCACAAGAGUAGGUGACAGUUAUACAGCAUCUUUGACAUGUGGUGAUGAAAUUUGUAUUUUUCUAACAGUGAUCACCUGUCAGAAUUGUCAUAUACAAUAAAUACAUUUACACAUUUGC